Molecule: messenger RNA, 3686 nt
Organism: Trematosphaeria pertusa
Lineage: Eukaryota; Fungi; Ascomycota; Dothideomycetes; Pleosporales; Trematosphaeriaceae
Exons: 7
Coding region: 231-3320 (1029 amino acids)
Biological process (GO): DNA-templated transcription; positive regulation of transcription by RNA polymerase II
Molecular function (GO): DNA-binding transcription factor activity, RNA polymerase II-specific; sequence-specific DNA binding; zinc ion binding
Source: RefSeq, a predicted model, not a curated record
GGCCGCUAGUUCCCUCCGCAGCAGCUGCCAUCCCGUCGUUGCUUUUGGGACAAAUGGCAACUGGACGCAGCCAUCGUCCUCCUCCACGCCGCAUCCACCGACCCCCGUCGGCGUCGCUUAUCCCCAUCAGCCUUGGAGCGCGAAGCGGGGGAAGCUCGUCUCCAUCCCCGACCUGACGUUCCGCGACCGCCAGCCCUGUCCCUCUGCCAUCCUGCCAUGCGCGCGCCCUGAUGACCGCUCUCAAGCGCUCCCUCGAUGAGUCCUCUCAGGACGGCGACGGCGCCUCUCCGCAGGAUGCCGCCCCGGUAAAGCCCGCAUCGCCCACCGCCUCGGCCGCAUCCAGCUCCUCGGCCUCGUCCUUCCGCAACGUUUCCGCCUGCAAUAGGUGCCGCCUGAGGAAGAACCGCUGCGAUCAGCGCCUGCCGUCGUGCGCUUCGUGUGAUAAAGCCAAUGUCAAAUGCGUCGGUUAUGACCCCAUUACCAAGCGCGAAAUCCCCCGAAGUUAUGUUUACUACCUCGAAACCCGAGUGGCCUACCUUGAGUCACUGCUCCAGGAGAACUCCAUCGCCUUCGCCCCGGCCGAAGACUUCAAUCCGAGUUUCCAGCCUGGCGGUUCCGCGAACAGGCCAGCCUCUGCCGCGGGCGGGACUGCGCAGCAGCGCAAUGGCUCUGCGAAGCCUCCGACCUCCAAAGAGGAGAGCGAGAAAUAUGAUCGUGAGAAGCUUACAAAGCUGGUGUCAAAUAUUGGCAUGGUCUCCGUCCAGGGAGCCAGUGACCCUCGCUUCCUUGGAUCCACAUCAGGGAUAUCAUUUGCAAGAGUAGUAUUCGCGGCAGUCAAGAGCUCCGUCUCCGGGUCCUCGUCCGAGAGGGGGAGCGUGCGCGGAUCCAAGUCUUUGACCGGCAAUGUCACGGAUGGCGGUACCAGCAUGCGCGAUAGCUUCUUCGGUCUGCAUACGAAGCCUACUUUUCGUCAAGCGCCGUUUCCCGAUCGAGAGCUCGGCGGACGGCUUGUAGAACUGUACUUUGAGCAUGCCAACCCCCAGAUCCCUAUUUUGCACCGCGGCGAGUUUAUGGAGAUGUUCGAGCGCGUGUACACAUCGGGAGAGCGACACAGGACCUCACGAGAGUCAUACAUGCUCAAUAUAGUGUUUGCUAUCGGAGCGGGAAUCAUCAUGGGAAGCUCGGACUCCGGCGAUUCGCCGACUUCGGACCAUCCUAAUACGUCUCCAAUGAAGUCCAGACCGUCUCCGCCGUCAAGUAAGAAGCGGCGCCUCGCAGGUCAGCAGCACCAGCCCGAGGAGUAUCACGCGUCCGCAAUUGUACACCUUGAAAAUUUUCUUGGAUCCACUCCCGCUGCAGACCGGCCCGACGGCUUCGGUGGCGGCCUUGAAGAGCUUCAGGCUGUGCUUUUGCUUGCAGGUUUCGCCCUCCUGAGGCCCGUUGCGCCGGGACUCUGGUACAUCGUAGGAGUAGCCGUCCGCUUGGGAGUGGAUCUCGGGUUGCACUACGAGGACGGCGUAGGAAUAGAUGGCUCGGGAUCGGAGGACCAGAAUGCCGGGAAAGUGGAACAGGAUGAAAAACAGAACAGUUCAACAGCCACCAACAGCGGGAAGAUCGAUGCAAAAGAAAGGGGUAGGCGGCAGUGGGUUCGUGACCUGCGUCGACGCUUAUGGUGGUGCGUCUAUUCGUUGGAUAGACUCGUAAGCACUUGCGUCGGACGCCCAUUUGGCAUCACAGACCAGGUCGUGACGACCGAGUUCCCGUCGAUGCUCGACGAUAGGUUUAUCACGAAAGAGGGGUUCCUUGACCCGCCAGAACACCAGCGAAGGCCCAGCUACAAGGUUGUAGCACAUCACUAUUUUCGGCUUAGGCUUCUACAAUCAGAGAUCCUCCAAGUCUUGCAGCACCGCCAGGCACAGCAAGCAAGGGCCAGUGGCGCUAAUUCGGGUAACGACUACAUGCAUACGAAGCUACCCUCGCCCUUUCUGGCCAACUUUGAUUCCUUCCGGGCAUGGCGGGUCGAUAUUGACAGACGCCUGCUCGAUUGGAAGGAUUCGGCGCCAACACAGUUGCACGCCGGCGUUCAGUUUUCGCCGCUGUUCUUGGAGCUCAACUACUGGCAGGCGAUCAUCAUGCUGUACAGGCAGAGCUUGGUCGUACCGUCUGGGCUAGCGAGCGAGCUUGGGAAUACCGAUAGCAGUGUCGAAAGUCCUUCGGUCGUUAAUGCUGAAGAGAGGGAAGACGAGGAGCUUGUCUUCCUGAAGGUCGCCGAAGCUGGCCAGAAAGUUUUGAAACUGUACAGACAGCUGCAUCGCGUGCACCUGGUCAACUACACGUUCCUGGCUACACAUCACCUGUUCAUGGCUGGCAUAUCGUUUCUAUACGCUGUGUGGCACUCCCCUGCCGUACGUAGUUUGCUGACGCUAGACGACGUCGACUUUACCGUGCUAGCCGCGACAUCCGUCUUGGGCGACCUGAUCGAAAAAUGUCCACCGGCAGAAGCAUGCCGUGACGCGUUCGAUCGGAUGAGCAAAGCGACUAUCCAAAUGUGCAUGUCGACGACAGGGUUCGGGCCUCAGGUUCUCCGUGCGAUUUCACACACUCAGGCUCCGGCGCGAUCAUCCCACUCUCCCAGUACGUCGUACACCUCCGACGCAGAUGCGAGGUCGGACACGGACAUGCCAGGGUACGUUUCCCAGGCAGGCUACUUCCAGCAGUCUCGGCGCCCGGCCCCCCGCUUCGACAUGAACCUUAAAGAUCUUUUCUCCGACGAUGAGACCGACAAACGGUCUUUCAGUCGCAUAUCGAAUCAGAUUAACAGCAUGCGACCUCCGCCACCACCGCAACCAAUCAAGCAAGAACCGCAGCAGAUGCAAUCGUUCACAACCGAUCUGAAAAUCUCUCCACAGAUGCGCAGUCAUCAGCAAAGUUUCAACUUUGACCCUAAUCUCAGGCCGCCGCAAACCAUACCGUCACCCCAGCAGCAAGGAUAUCCCGCAUCCACAACAUCAGCCCUGUCUCCACCAAUCUCCCAAGCCCCGAUACCCUCCCCCUACCAAAUCUCCAACCAGCUACCCUACAACGCUUUCGCGCAAAACAUCGCAUCUAGUUAUCCGGAACUGGGUUUCUCAGACCUCGACUUCCUAGAUUCUUUCCCCGUGCAAGGCGCCGUGGGUGGCAACGGUGAUGCAGGUGGCGGCCUCCAAGACCUGGGGUUCGGCAUGGGGUUCGGUGACGGCACGCAUGAUUGGAGUGACGGAAAUGGAUUGGAUCUGUUUGAUGGGUUUUUCUUCGGGCCUGGGGGCACGGGUGGGAUGUAGACGACGUUGGUGGGGGGAAAAGUAUGGGGUUGCGCUCUCUGUCUUUACUGCUGGCGGGUUUCGGCGGUCUCCGACGGCAAUUCGGACCGCGCGCUGUAGAUCUCCUUGGGUACGGCCAAGUUUCUCUUGUAAGAUAGAUAGGGAAUCACGAUAAUGAGGAAUUGGGAUGACACGAGUGCAUAGAGCGGGCGGGGCAUCGGGGCAUUCGGCUGGUGUGCGAUGUGUUAGGGUCGGACAUAGGAGUCAAGUAGCGCAGCGUAGCGUACCAUAUUUGGCAGCUCAAGGGACUAAGAUAAGCCCUGGAGACGCGUCCGACUUGCCCCCAGGGAGGAAUCUAGAUGGGCUUCUCAACUACCGACUAGUCCG